AUGGCUAAAAACAAUAUUGAAGUGCUCUUCACCGUGCUGGAGGUACUGAUCGCUGUGGCAUGUUGUCUUGGUAACCUGCUGGUGCUCUGGGCCAUGUGGAAGUGUGGUACCGUGCGGCGGCAGCCCACUCUCUGCUUCAUCGUCUCUCUGGCCGUAGCCGACUUCCUGGUGGGAUCCAUGGUGGUGCCUAUUGCGGUUCUGGUGGAUGGACGGGUCCAAACCUCUUUCUAUGGCUGUCUCUUACCGAGCUGUGCUGAGAUUGUAGUGACCCAAGCUUCCAUCCACUCCCUGCUGGCCAUAGCUGUGGACCGAUAUUUGCGUGUAUACAUUCCUCACAGAUACAAAACAAUGAUGACCCAGAAGCUCUCCUGGACCAUAGUAGGAGUCUGCUGGGUGUCUGCAGGUAUCAUUGGGUCUGUUCCCAUGUUUGGAUGGAAUCGCCACGACACUCGAGAAGAGAUGGAGGCAUCAAACUCCACAACCAUCACUUGUACAUUUCUGGGGGUGAUUCCCAUGUCCUUCAUGGUCAACUUUAACUUCUUUGCCUGUGUGCUUCCACCCAUGCUGCUCAUGAUGGUGUUGUACUUCUACAUCCUCGUUAAGAUCCAGCGUCUGAAAGGAAGUGGGGCUGGCGGCAGCGAGUCUCGUUCUUACUACCAGAAGGAGCGGAAGCUCACCCACUCCCUCACUCUCAUUCUGGCGCUCUUCGCAGUCUGCUGGCUACCGCUGCACUUCACAAAUGUUGUCUCUUUCUACCGUCCACAGACCGCAGUUCCCCAUCAAGUCUUCUACAUAGGCAUCCUGCUUGCCCAGGCAAACUCGGCCAUUAAUCCAGUCAUUUAUGCCCUUAAGAUCCAGCACAUACGAGCUGCCGUAACGUCAUCGUGGAGGAGGUUAUUUAUGUGCUGGCCAGCGGAGGAGAGACAUGAGAGCAGCCAGACACCAGGAAACGACAGCAGCUGCAACCCACACAACAGAAGAGUUACUCAACAUGUCAUCAAUGGAACAACAACAGAACAUGACAACUGACAUUUUUCUGACUGCAAUGCAGUUUCAUGCAGGUUUGCAUUCAUACAAACUGAUAACAGUUGUAUAAUACUCUGUAAUCCAGAGAGGGAAAUACCCAUACACCUACUCUUCCUUUGUGUCAUAUUUAACAACUCUUACUGUACAUU
This is a messenger RNA of Sardina pilchardus (European sardine), 1175 nucleotides long. Its product is annotated as adenosine receptor A1. Gene Ontology annotation, biological process: G protein-coupled adenosine receptor signaling pathway. Gene Ontology annotation, molecular function: G protein-coupled adenosine receptor activity. Lineage: Eukaryota; Metazoa; Chordata; Actinopteri; Clupeiformes; Clupeidae. The record is from RefSeq and is a predicted model, not a curated record. Gene Ontology annotation, cellular component: plasma membrane; dendrite; synapse. The transcript is spliced from 2 exons. Bases 1 to 1029 code for a protein of 342 amino acids.